AUGAUUGACGUAGCUAGUUUGAUAUUUGAAUUGACUUUUGUUGCAGGCACUUGUGAUCGUGUUUUUGUUGAAGAUAAAAAGGUUACUGAAAAAUCGGUUUCACCAGCUCGUAGCAUAACGGAGUUACCACAACAUGACACAGUACAGACUAUCGAUGCUGAUAUACUGAAUUUCUCGAGCGAAGCAUCUACUCCAGUACAGGAACCACCAGAAUCAAAUAUUAUCAAUAAUAGCGGUUUUGAAUUGUCAAAAUUGGAUGUUCUCAGUGAGGAAAUUUGGUAUUAUCACAAAGCGAUCACACAAACGGAAGGCCUUCUCAAUCGCAAGCUUCAUCUUCGCGAUGUUCUUUAUUAUGCCAUUUCGCCUGUCUUUCCCAUGUGUGGUCUAUAUGUGGUAGGUUCAUCAUUAAAUGGUUUUGGCACGAAUAGCUCUGAUAUGGAUUUAUGUUUAAUGAUAACAAAUAAAGAUCUAGAUCAACGAACAGAUGCAGUGGUAGUGUUAAAUAUGAUCCAAAGUGCUCUAGCUGAAACGAAGUGGGUUUCGCACAUGCAACUUAUUCUUGCAAAAGUGCCCAUUUUGCGUAUUCGUUUUUACGAGCCCUUCACUGAUAUCACUGUUGAUUUGAAUGCCAAUAAUUCGGUUGCCAUACGCAAUACACAUUUGCUCUUUGACUGGAGAGUUCGGCCACUAGUGAGUGUUGUCAAAGAAUGGGCAAAGCGAAGAGAUAUCAACGAUGCGAAUCGUUCUUCCUUUACAUCUUAUUCACUCGUUUUAAUGGUUAUUCACUAUUUGCAAUGUGGCUUGAAGCAGCCAAUUUUACCAUCGUUACAAGUAGUAUAUCCAAAACGAUUUAGCGCAAGUGCUGAUGUACGCUCGCUUAAUGUUUCAAGUCAUCUGGAUCCGCCACCAGGAUGGGUAACCAACGAAACGAUAACGCUUGGCGAAUUACUUAUUGGUUUUCUCGAAUACUAUGCUUUUAAAUUUGACUAUUUGAAAGAUGCGAUAUCGGUGCGUUUGGGUAGCAAAACAGAACGUACGGUGGUUGCACGACAACCCUCACCUUAUAAUAGUAAUAUUGCUCAGUGGAAUUGCAUUUGCAUUGAAGAACCGUUCACUUUAUCAAAUACAGCUCACUCCGUCCAUAACCAGAUGGUUUUUGAUGCAAUUCGUCAAGCAUUUGUUGAUGGUUGCUAUGAAUUAGAUGCGCAAUCAGAAGCAGGUUCACCAGCCACGACGAGUUCUGGUGAUGUGACGUUAGCCAGUAAACAUCUGUUGAUAGUUUCGCUGAAAUUAAACAAGAAAGGAUGUAAUUUCAUGAAAGGAAAUGAAUCGCUAUUGUUUGUUCCAGAAUCUGAAAUGAAGUUGGAAACAGCUAUGGCUGUUCCACUUAACGAGCCGAUUUGCAUAGAGCAAUACAUGAGCCAGAGAAAUGCAUUGGUCAGCUAUGAGAAUGAAAUAACAGAUAUAGUUAGCAAUGGGGAAACUCCAAAAAGUACCAUUGAUUUCAUGGAAAUACUACAGUCGGGAGUGGAAUCUGAUAUUACAUCAUCUCUGUCUAUUGAUGAUCAAGUAACUUCAACGAAGAGCGAGAUUUCUAAAACUGUACUGUCUGAAUGUCAGCCAGAACAGCUGCAGAUGAAAUCUGAUGAUGAAAAACAGCGUGUUGAUUUAUCGAGAUCAUUUGAAGUCCUUACUAAGGAGAAGAAUGCAGUGGAAGAACAGCAGUUUGCAGGUAAAAUAACUAUUCAACGACGCUAUAAGACCAGUCAUCGCAUGUAUGGUUCAAUGGGAUGUACAGAUCGAAGUCAUUUGAAUAAGUCGAGUUUAGAACAACCGGUCGUGCGAAUAAGUUAUCGUUCUGGUACUGCUUCAUCUUGA
This is a messenger RNA of Acanthocheilonema viteae, 1878 nucleotides long. The record is from the annotation of a GenBank genome assembly. Lineage: Eukaryota; Metazoa; Nematoda; Chromadorea; Rhabditida; Onchocercidae.